This is a messenger RNA of Glycine soja, 1317 nucleotides long. RefSeq lists its product as uncharacterized. Lineage: Eukaryota; Viridiplantae; Streptophyta; Magnoliopsida; Fabales; Fabaceae. Bases 471 to 935 code for a protein of 154 amino acids. The transcript is spliced from 6 exons. The record is from RefSeq and is a predicted model, not a curated record.
GAGAAAGAAACUGCUCUGUCUCGGUCUUUGAUUGAUUUGAUUCCUCCGGUUUCUCUUUGGGGUUAAAAGAAAAAAAAACCAAAAUUCCAAAUAAGAAAAUUACUAGCAAUUGAAAGUUGAAACUUUUUAUUUUUUAUUUUUACGUCAUGAGACUAGUCCAUCUUUUCUGCGGGUGUGAGAAAUAAACGGUUUUCAUUUGAAAAACAGACACUUCUGUGAAGAGGGGUCUCUUCAUUCACGUGCCUCUCCUUUUCCUUCUCCUUGUUCUCUUCUCUUCACUUACGUUUUCUUCUCUUCUCUCCUCUGUUAGUUUCCCGAGAUAAACGUAUUUUUUUUUUCUCAUUUUGAGGCCUUUUUCAGGCGGUGGUUGGUGUAGUUUUGUGGGGUUGUCUCUAUAUAAAAGGACCCCCACACACUCCUUUUGAUUCAAAGUAGUGAUUUUGAUACAAAAGUUCUAGUUUUUGGGGAGAAUGGAAGGGAAUAAGCAAAAGGGUGCUUCUUCUUCAUUCACUUCUGAGCUCUUUGGGUCCAAAGAGUCUCGUCCCUCUUCUUCUUCUGGGAUUUUUGGGUCCAUUUUUUCUCCUCCAUCGUCUAAGGUGUUAGGGAGAGAGUCUCUGCGCUCUGAAAUGAGUAGCAAAAUUGCCAAUGAGACCUGGAGCUCCAGAAUUGGUAUUCAAGAUAACUUCUCCAAGGGCUAUGGUAGCGAGGCUCCGAAUGCCGUGAACAAGGAUAUGAGUUCCAUCUAUCAGGAUCAAAGAGUUCAACCAUGUCACCUUAGUUCAUCAAUUUAUUAUGGUGGCCAGGACAUCUAUUCAAAUCCUCAGAGUACACAGAAUGAGGGAUUCAACUCUAUGCAGCACAGGAAUGAUGGAGGAGAAGAUGAUUCAGAAUUUGCUUCAAGAGGAGACUGGUGGCAAGGGGGUCUCUAUUAUUAAGAUCACUAUUGCCAAGGCAUGUGCUUCUCAAGGUACAUAGCAAGAUAGUUUAGAAGUAUAGUCCAUCUUUUGUUAUAUGGAAGAACUAUACAGCAAUCAAAAGGGUUGUGGACAGCAAGUUGCUUUCUCUGGCUUUGAGAAAAUCAUGAUAUGAUGAAUCUAUGAUCAUUUACGUUUCUUUUUUAUUUUAUUGUAAAGGAUACUAUCCUCACCCUAUUGUAAAAGUUGUAUAGGAAUUCUGUGCAUUAUCAGCUACUCUUGUGUGGCUGAACUUUGCAAUUAUUUACUUUAAUGGAAGAAACUCUCUUGUUUCACCUCUAUCUUAGUACUUCAGCUAUGCAAGUAUUUACUUUAAUGGAAGAAAUUCUCUUUACUUGUUUCA